AUGGAAGCUCAUAGAAGCAAUAAUAAGAUCGUUCUCAGCUGCUUGAACAUUAUUCCAAACGACAUGCUUACCACAUCCACAUUUAAGAAAACGACAACUGUCACAGUGUGGAGUAAAAUUCCAGUAUCUGGUAUAUUGGAGGAGAAGAACAUGAAUGCAAACGAGGUUGCCAGCAGCACAUCGACGGGCCGAUCGACCCUCACCGGUAUGUCGCAGUCUGCAUCCACAGGUACAUCAGCGAUAGCAUCAACCACAAAUACACUUGCUACAAGUACUACAGCAACUUCUUCAUUGCAAAAAGGUGGACUCCAGACAAUAUUACAUAGUGGAAAUGGAGGAAGCAGCAUGUCAACUUUGACUUUAGCGUUGGCUAUAGGAAUACCAGCCGGAAUAGUGCUCUUUGCGCUAAUCGUGAUUUUGUGUUGGUACCGAAAUAAUUGCAAGAACCGUGAAAAGAAGAAAAGCAAUGCAGAAGCGGUUGGCUCAUGGAAACGCAACCCUUUUAAUAGUUAUUCGGAGGAUGAAUUUGCGGAAGGAACAGAUAAGGAAAAAUCCUUUGGGAGCUGUAGCUAUAACUGGGAAAACGAGACCAAGGUACAAAAUCCAACAAAUAGAAACACAUCCGGGACGAGCAUUUGUGAGCAAAAGCUGGAAAACCAAGGGACUAUUUCAUCAGGAAGUCUUUCAACCUUUGAGUUGGGCAAAAAUCUAAGCGAGGAGAAAUUGGGAGAGGCAAAAAGAGAGAAGAUGGAUAGAAUGUACGAGAAUUACCGGAUUAGGCAUAUGGCGCCUAUUCAAAGGUUGCUGAUAAAGACACCGGGAUCAGCACUCAAGAAGUUUUUUGAUCGCCAGAGUCAGCAUGCUCGUAUUGAAACGGCCAACAGUACACCAAUUGAAGAUAAACUGCCAAAGCCCAAGCAGGCGGCUCUUCGCAGUUUGAGAUUGGUGAAUAGACUACAUGAACUCAGGGAAAGUUCUGGAAGCUAUAGCAGUGAUAAAGAGAAUAGAGAUCCCAGUGAUGUGCAUCCGUUGCCAAUACGGCAAUAUCCGAACUCACAGAUAGUGGGAGAUGUUCCCAAGAACGUGUAUAGGAAAGCACACGAGAACGGGAUUCGUUAG
Molecule: messenger RNA, 1119 nt
Organism: Brettanomyces bruxellensis
Lineage: Eukaryota; Fungi; Ascomycota; Pichiomycetes; Pichiales; Pichiaceae
Exons: 1
Coding region: 1-1119 (372 amino acids)
Source: RefSeq, a predicted model, not a curated record